This is a messenger RNA of Caenorhabditis auriculariae, 1429 nucleotides long. Lineage: Eukaryota; Metazoa; Nematoda; Chromadorea; Rhabditida; Rhabditidae. The record is from the annotation of a GenBank genome assembly.
AUGUCACGAACGUACCUCAGUAUUUUCUUCUUUAUGGCAGUUUUGGUCGAAACUUUCGCCGACGACUUUUCGAAGACUUGUUACACGGUGAGGUCUUGAAGAAUCCUCAAAAAAGCGGAAGAAAGGAACUCGCUUGAAACAGUAUUUUUGACCUUGCAGUUUGUAAAUACUUUGCUCUCAAAAACAAAAAACAGUUUUCUUUCAGUGCGCCUCGCCGUCGCUGAGGUCUCGAUGGUCUCUGACGGGACUGUCGCCGGUGGCCGACAGCUCCUUCACCGCCUGCGACGAUCCGAGUUCCAACGGCGGGAAUACUCCGACUGAGCCCUGCUCUGGACCUUGUCUCACCGUAUUGUUCGACGAUCCAGACAGUAUCAGUGAGUUUGAUUUGCUCGAUUUCCCUGAAAAUUCAAAGUUCUAAUGUUUCUCCAGGAAGAAAAAUCAAGCUUAAUUUUAUAGGGUUUUCUUACUUUUUGUUGCUUUGAUGUGAUGUUAAAAUUUGAACCUGAAAAAACUGCUUGUAAUCGGUCCGAAAAAAGUUCUUCAAGCGUGUUCAAUAUUAGAUGCUGAAUGAAUUUUUUUUUUGAUUUCUCUUUUUCUUCAUACUGAAAUUUAUCGACUAAAAAAUUACCAAGCGAAGUAUUUUUCAUUAAUUUUUUCAGCACAGCAAAACGGUAUCACAUCGGUUUUGGUCGUCCGAGGAUGUCACUCAACACUGACUCAGGCGAUACCCCGGUUUCAGAGUUUUUAUUUAAAGCAUAUAUUCAGGUUGUGGCCGACCGGAAUUCGGGAGGAUCUUCCUACUGCGAGGUCGACACGACACACGUCAUGUCGAACCUCAAGGGCAACACGGUCAGCGUCCGCAAACUCGUCGACUUCUGCAGGUUCCUCCAUUCCUCUAACCUAUUUCUUACGGAUCAAUCUUCGCAGCACGACCAAUUGCAACAGUAGAACUAUUCAGACGGGCUUCAACACUCCAGCUUGUGUCCAACAAACUCAAAACAACCGUAGGCCAAAAAAACCGUGAAAAGACUCAAUAGAGAAGUUUUAGUACUGAACAACGCUCCACUGAAUUGCUACGACUGUCAGCCGAAGGAGGGCAAGAACUGUCAAGAGUCGAAAUGUAGCAAGAAGUACUGCAUGAAGCAGCAAGUCAAAGUUGAUGGUGAGUCUUGUUCUCGAGAUGAAGCUCAAAAAUCGUAUAUCAGGCGGCUUCCAACUGUACAAAACGUGCUCUAACGUGAAUGUACUGGGCGUGGACAACGGUUGCAUGACCUACGACUUGGUGACGAAUCCUGGCGGUGUCGCCGUCACUAACCAUCUCACGCAGUGCUUCUGCCGCGACAAGCAGUUCUGCAACGGCAGCAGAUUCGAAACCGUCUUUGCAACCGUAAUAAUGUUUCUUGGAGCGGCCAUUUUGAGAUUCCAUUGA